GACUGAAGGGGACCCGAGAAGAACGCUCACCCGUGAUCUGCAGAGCCCUCAAAUGGGUCUUUUCAUCUUCGUCUCUGCUGAAAACUCACUGCAGAAAAUACUGCAUUUUUGCUUAUUCAGCGGUGAAGAAAUGGCUUUCUCUAUGCCAUGGCGUCGUCUCCUUCAAAACCUUCAUAUUCUGCUCUUUCUCUUCAUCUUCUCCUCAGUUCACUCUUCUCAUGCCGCUGUUGCGCUCUACCACUCCAGUUUAUCAGAAUGGCAGGAUGGAAAUCAUGGAUUAUUUCAAUCAACUCUUUACUCAUCUAAUAGCCUUUCAACGGACAAUACCUCUAUUAUAUUAGCUUCUGAGAGAACAAAGAGGAAAGACCCUACAAAACUGUACAACUACUACACAGGUGGUUGGAAUAUAAGUGAUGAGCAUUACUGGGCUUCUGCUGCAUUUAAUGCAAUUCCAAUCUUUGUCAUGGCUCUUGCAUGGUUUGUUGGCUUUGGAGCAGCCAUGCUAUUCAUCUGUUGCUGCUCUUGCUGCUUUAGACAGAGAAGAUACUCCUAUUCUCGCUAUUUCUAUGCGUUUUCCCUCUUAAUGCUUAUUGUUUUCACAUGCACAGCAAUCAUUGGAUGCAUGGUUUUGUAUAAUAUUCAAGGGAAAUUCCAUGAUAGUACUAUAACUACACUGGAUUUUAUCAAGGGCCAGUCAAAUUAUAUGGUGAACAAUCUCCAAAAUUUCUCGAGAAAUAUGGCUGGCGCUAAGAGCCUUGGUGUGCACCAGGUUUUUCUUCCUGCUGAACUGCAGGCUAAAAUUGGUGAUACAGUGAAAGCAGUUACUAUAUCAUCAGAUGAGCUUUCUUCCAGGACAUCGUUGAAUUUGAAGAACAUUGAUAACUUUCUGAAAUCUGUGAGAAUAGACUUGAUAAUUGGUUCAGCUGUCAUGCUUCUUUUGGUAUUUCUUGGAUUUUUGUUUUCCAUACUAGGACUGCAAUUCCUUGUCUACUGUUUGGUUCUCAUUGGAUGGAUUCUCAUUGCCGGUGCAUUCAUAUUGUGUGGAGUUCUUCUUCUUUUACACAAUGUGGCAGGCGACACUUGCGUUGCGAUGGAUGAAUGGGUUCUCAAACCUCACAUAGCCACAGCCAUUGAUGAUAUUCUUCCCUGCAUUGAUGCUGCAACUGCAACUGAAUCUCUCACAAGGAGCAAGGAAGUCACUUCUGAGCUUGCAAAAGUUGUGAAUGAUGUUAUAGUCAAUGUUUCCAAUGCAAAGUUCCAUUCUCCUAUUGCGCCUGCUUCUUCCAACUACAACCAAUCUGGUCCUCUAAUGCCAAUGCUCUGUAAUCCUUAUGAGUCAGAUUUUAGAGACCGCAAGUGUCUACCCGGCGAAGUUAGCUUUGAAGAUGCACCAAAGGUAUGGAAAGGGUUCAUAUGCAACGCCAAUGUCAUCUCUGGCCAAGAGAUCUGCUCAACCGUCGGUCGCAUCACACCAAGCAUCUAUAGAGAGAUGACGGCAGCCACAAGCACGAGCCAGAACCUGUACCAGUUUACUCCAUUCCUCAUAAAUGUGGCAAAUUGCAGCUUUGAAAGAGAGAUCUUCAGUUUAAUAGGCACUGACCUCUGCCCUGAACUGGAGCGUCACAGCAAGGGAAUGUACUGUAGCUUCACUGUCUUCUCUGCCUCAAUGAUUCUCUCCCUCAUCUUCUGGAUGGUCUAUGUUAGAGAAAGGAGGCACCGUUGGUAUAGCAAGCAGUUCAUUGCCAGGGAAGGCCAAGCAGCACAAGCUGAAGAGAAUAAAUUGUAGGAUAGAAAUAGAAUGAGAAUUUAGUAUUGUUGGAUGAAGAUUUAUAGCAAGUAAAAAUACUUCAGACUAUUUUUUUUUUUUGGGACAUUUAGGUCAUUUAAGACAAAUUUACACAAACAACGCAUAUACAGACUCGAACCCAUGACCUUUUAGUUGGAAGCAUAAGCUCUCAACAAACAGAUCAAAAUGAGCUGUGUUACUUCAGACUACUAAUUAGAAAUAGUUUUAUUUCUAUAUUGGAUCGAUUGCUUUAUAACGUCAUGUUCUUAUUUACAAUUCUUCAAGAAAUUAUUUCCCUGAUUUCCAUCAGCAAGUCCACCAAUAUUGCCCAAAUUUGAGCACCACCUAGUUAUAGCCCGAAUCUGACUAAAGUUAGCUCAAACUCUAGAAAAAUUGACUAACCCAACCAUCCCAUAAACUAGGCUUUGACCAACUCAUUGUCAAAGUGGUCAACUUAGUCAAAUAUUAUUAGAUAUUAAGCCCUACUUCUAAAAAAUAUCUUUGAUCAUAUUGCAAAGUUAAUUAAUCUGCUCCAAAUCUAAAGCAACAUACAUCUCCUCAAACCCUUUCUAUGACCACCAUUCUUAAUUCAUGCCACUUCUAAAAAGAAAAUGUAUUCCACUAGUUCAUCAUUCACUUACAUUUCGCUUGAGCCUUUACAUCUUCCCAAAUAUAGAAAGUUCCCAAAUAUAGCAUAACUUUCGUACAUAAUUCCAAAUGAAGAUUAAGGCUUCGUUUGGGAGGACUUUUUUACUGUUUAUUAAAACAACUUUUUAGUAUAAAAUUUAAAAUCUUUGUACUAGAAACUUGCUUCAGGAAGCAGUAAAAAGUCGUCUCAAACGAAGCCUUAAUCUUCAUUUGGGACUGCUUUCUUACUGCUUUAUAAAGUAACUUUUUAGUACAAAAAUUUAAAUUUUUGUACUAGAAAGAUGCUUUAAAAAGCAUCAAAAAAGUUGCCCCAAACAAGCCUUUAAUUACACCAUUUUGUAUUCCAAUUCUUCAUUUGACCCUAAUAACUUUCUUGUGAUUUAUUCUUCUUUCUAUAUCUAUUAGAUGAGAAGAGUUUACCAUACAUAAAGAUCACAACAUAAAUGAAAUUAUUAUCGCCCCCACUCCCCUCUUGCAUAUUCUUCCCAUUAUUAUCCAUCUAUGUUUACUAUGAUUCACUUUAUUAUCCUCGGACUUCAUGAAAAAUCCACUACCACCAAAGAGACAUCCUCAAUCGCAUUCAUAUUCUCAUAUGCGGGCUCAUAUUCUUGCUCUUGCUUCUAUUUAAGAUGGAGCUUUUAUCUUUGUGGAUAUUCAAUCUUCCAUCGGACUCCUUGAAAACCUCCUUCACUCUUCAUUUGUAUUGUUUACAUUUGCUCCAACAUUGGCUCAACUGCCUUGAAAACCUCCUUUACUCUUCAAGAGAAAGAGUUGUUUAGGACUAGUAGUAUUUAGGCAGGAUAAGAUAGCCCAAAACAUUAGGUUUAAUAUUUUAAGUUUAGUUUAUAAGUAUUUGUCUUUAUGAGUUGUUUUAUGUUAAAAUAAAAGUCCUUAUUUUGUUAUGAAAAAAAAAAAAAAAAAA
This is a messenger RNA of Dendrobium catenatum, 3356 nucleotides long. RefSeq lists its product as uncharacterized. The transcript has 9 exons. The coding region runs from base 53 to 1786 and encodes 577 amino acids. The record is from RefSeq and is a predicted model, not a curated record. Gene Ontology annotation, cellular component: plasma membrane; plasmodesma. NCBI's taxonomy places the organism in Eukaryota, Viridiplantae, Streptophyta, Magnoliopsida, Asparagales, Orchidaceae.